This is a messenger RNA of Danio aesculapii, 7263 nucleotides long. RefSeq names its product calcium channel, voltage-dependent, L type, alpha 1D subunit, a (gene cacna1da). Gene Ontology annotation, cellular component: membrane; voltage-gated calcium channel complex. The transcript is spliced from 47 exons. NCBI's taxonomy places the organism in Eukaryota, Metazoa, Chordata, Actinopteri, Cypriniformes, Danionidae. The coding region runs from base 133 to 6342 and encodes 2069 amino acids. The record is from RefSeq and is a predicted model, not a curated record. Gene Ontology annotation, molecular function: high voltage-gated calcium channel activity. Gene Ontology annotation, biological process: calcium ion import across plasma membrane.
AGUACCAGAGUCCCUGUCUCUGGUGACGUGCCAGCCUGUUGGUGAGAUCCUCCGCUCCAGCGCCCACCCCUGUGCCCUCUCCCCUGGCAGGCCCAUGCUGGUGGACGCCCCGCUCAGGCCCACGCCCGCACCAUGAGCGCCAACGGCCCUGCUCCGCCUGCUGCGACUCCUGCCGCGCCCCCAGCAGCUGCCGUGCCUGUACCUUCGGUGGUACCGGUCGGAUCGCUGGCCCAGAAGAAGCGGGCGCAGUAUGCCAAGAGCAAAAAACAGGGCAGUUCGGCCAAUACGCGGCCACAGAGAGCUCUCUUCUGCCUCAACCUCAACAACCCCAUCCGCCGGGCCUGUAUCAGCCUUGUGGAAUGGAAGCCAUUUGAUAUCUUUAUAUUGAUAGCGAUUUUCGCCAACUGCAUGGCCUUAGCUGUAUAUGUCCCUUUCCCCGAGGAUGAUUCCAACUCAACCAACCACGACUUGGAAACAGUCGAAUAUGCCUUCCUUAUCAUUUUCACGAUCGAAACCUUCCUGAAGAUUAUAGCAUACGGCUUGGUUAUGCAUCAGAACGCUUAUGUCCGGAAUGGAUGGAACAUGCUGGAUUUCGUCAUUGUCGUCAUUGGAUUGUUUAGUGUUGUCUUGGAAAUGCUGACCAAAGAAGGGGGUGAGAAGGAAGAAGUUGGAGAAAAUCUGUCCGCUCAUGGCCACGGAGGAAAAUCAGGAGGUUUCGAUGUUAAAGCCCUCAGAGCCUUUCGAGUGCUGCGACCACUUCGCCUGGUCUCAGGAGUGCCCAGUUUACAGGUGGUGCUGAACUCCAUCAUUAAAGCCAUGGUUCCUCUCCUCCACAUCGCCCUGCUGGUUCUGUUCGUCAUCAUCAUCUAUGCCAUUAUCGGUUUGGAGCUUUUCAUUGGAAAAAUGCACGCUUCCUGUUAUUUCCAAGGGACAGAGAUUUUAGAGGAUGAACCGGCACCCUGUGCGGUGAACGGUCACGGCCGCACAUGCCCCAUUAAUGGCACUCUGUGUAAGGAAGGCUGGCAAGGACCCAACGGAGGCAUCACGAACUUCGACAACUUCAUGUUCGCCAUGCUCACUGUGUUUCAAUGCAUUACCAUGGAGGGCUGGACGGACGUGCUUUAUUGGAUGAAUGAUGCUAUGGGUUUGGAGCUGCCCUGGGUGUACUUUGUGAGUUUGGUGAUCUUCGGCUCUUUCUUCGUCUUGAACCUGGUUCUGGGUGUGUUGAGCGGGGAGUUCUCUAAAGAGCGAGAGAAGGCGAAGGCUCGUGGAGAUUUCCAGAAGCUUCGAGAGAAACAGCAGCUGGAGGAAGAUCUGAAAGGUUAUCUGGACUGGAUCACGCAGGCUGAAGACAUCGACCCUGAGAAUGAGGAGGAAGAGGAGGAAAGCAAACGCAACCCGAGUAUGCCGGCGAGUGAGACUGAAUCCAUGAAUACAGAGAACGAGAAAGGAGAAGACGAGAAGGCGACAUGUUGCGGCCCGACAUGUCAAAAAAUUUCAAAAUCAAAGUUCAGUCGGCGCUGGCGUCGCUGGAACCGCUUGUGUCGGAGGAAUUGCCGCUUGGCUGUAAAAUCUGUGCCAUUCUAUUGGCUGGUGAUCAUCCUGGUGUUCCUGAACACUUUGACCAUCUCUUCAGAACAUUACAACCAGCCCAUGUGGCUCACACAAGUACAGGAUGUGGCUAAUAAAGUGCUGCUGGCCAUGUUCACGUGUGAGAUGUUAGUGAAGAUGUACAGUUUGGGCCUGCAGGCUUAUUUUGUGUCUCUUUUUAAUCGCUUUGACUGCUUUGUGGUGUGUGGAGGCAUCACUGAGACCAUCCUUGUGGAGUUUGAGAUUAUGUCACCCCUCGGCAUCUCAGUGUUUCGAUGUGUUCGACUUCUCAGGAUCUUUAAAGUCACACGCCACUGGGCGUCUCUCAGUAACCUGGUGGCAUCUCUGCUGAACUCAAUGAAGUCCAUCGCUUCUUUACUGCUGCUGCUCUUCCUCUUCAUCAUCAUCUUUAGCCUCCUCGGUAUGCAGGUGUUCGGCGGCAAGUUUAACUUUGACGAGACACAAACCAAGAGGAGCACCUUUGACAACUUCCCUCAGGCCUUGCUCACUGUGUUUCAGAUUCUAACCGGUGAAGACUGGAAUGCCGUCAUGUAUGAUGGAAUUAUGGCGUACGGCGGCCCUUCGUCAUCAGGAAUGAUUGUGUGCAUCUACUUCAUCAUCCUUUUCAUCUGUGGAAACUACAUUCUCCUGAAUGUGUUCUUGGCUAUCGCUGUGGACAAUCUUGCUGAUGCAGAGUCUCUGAACACGGAUGAUACAAAGAAACCUGAUGAAAUCGAUGAAAUUGAAGAUGAAGCCAAGGCUGGAGAGGAGGAUGAGAAGGAUAAUGCAGAGGAGGAUGAAGAAGAGCCAGAUGUACCUGCAGGGCCUCGUCCAAAGAUCUCAGAGCUUGUUAAGAAGGAGAAGAUCACUCCAAUCCCAGAGGGCAGUGCGUUCUUUAUCUUCAGCAACACAAACCCAGUUCGAGUCGCUUGCCACAAGCUGAUAAACCACCACGUCUUCACUAACCUCAUCCUUGUGUUCAUUAUGCUAAGCUCAGCCUCAUUGGCUGCUGAGGAUCCAAUCAGAAACUUUUCUGCUCGGAAUAUUAUACUUGGUUACUUUGACUAUGCUUUCACGGCUAUCUUUACUGUAGAGAUCGUGUUAAAGAUGACCACGUAUGGCGCUUUUCUCCACAAGGGUGCUUUCUGCAGGAACUACUUUAAUCUUCUAGACCUGCUGGUGGUCGGAGUUUCACUCGUGUCCUUCGGGAUUCAAUCAUCGGCCAUCUCAGUGGUGAAGAUUCUGAGGGUUCUGAGAGUUUUGCGUCCACUCAGAGCCAUAAACAGAGCUAAAGGACUAAAGCAUGUGGUCCAGUGUGUGUUUGUGGCCAUCAGGACUAUAGGAAACAUCAUGAUCGUCACAACCCUGCUGCAGUUUAUGUUUGCCUGCAUUGGUGUACAGCUCUUUAAGGGAAAGUUUUACCGAUGUAACGAUGAAGCCAAGUCCAGCCCAGAGGAGUGCAAGGGAACGUACAUCAUGUAUAAGGAAGGAGACGUGAACCAGCCAAUCAUUCAGAAGCGCCACUGGCACAACAGUGAUUUCAACUUUGACAACGUGCUCAUGGCCAUGAUGGCUCUGUUCACUGUGUCCACGUUUGAAGGCUGGCCAGCGUUGCUGUACAAGGCCAUCGACUCCAACCGGGAGAACAUGGGUCCCAUCUACAACUACCGUGUGGAGAUUUCCAUCUUCUUCAUCAUCUACAUCAUCAUUAUCGCCUUCUUCAUGAUGAACAUCUUUGUGGGUUUCGUCAUCGUGACCUUUCAGGAACAGGGAGAGAAGGAGUACAAGAACUGUGAGCUGGACAAGAACCAGCGUCAGUGUGUGGAGUAUGCAUUGAAAGCACGUCCUCUCAGGAGGUACAUCCCAAAGAACCCGUAUCAGUAUAAGUUCUGGUAUGUGGUGAACUCCACCGGCUUCGAGUACAUCAUGUUUGUCCUGAUUUUACUCAACACCAUCUGUCUCGCCGUGCAGCACUAUGGUCAGUCUGAACUGUUCAAUUAUGUUAUGGACAUUCUGAAUAUGGUCUUCACUGCUGUCUUCACUGUUGAGAUGGUGCUCAAAUUGAUCGCCUUCAAACCUCGGCAUUAUUUCACUGACGCAUGGAACACAUUUGACGCCUUAAUUGUUGUCGGUAGCGUCGUAGAUAUUGCUAUCACUGAAGUUAACCCCACAGAGGCACCUCAGGUGGAUGAGUCGGGGAACACUGAGGACAGCGCUCGCAUUUCCAUCACUUUCUUCCGUCUUUUUCGAGUGAUGCGAUUGGUCAAGCUGCUGAGCAGAGGGGAGGGAAUUCGGACCCUACUCUGGACCUUUAUCAAGUCCUUCCAGGCCCUGCCAUAUGUUGCUUUGCUGAUAGCCAUGCUCUUCUUCAUCUACGCUGUCAUUGGCAUGCAGGUGUUUGGGAAAAUUGCCAUGGUGGAUCACACUCAAAUCAACAGGAACAACAACUUUCAGACGUUCCCUCAGGCUGUGCUUCUGCUCUUCAGAUGUGCUACGGGUGAAGCCUGGCAGGACAUUAUGUUAGCAUGUAUGCCAGGCAAGCUGUGUGACCCGGAGUCAGACUAUAAUCCUGGGGAAGAAAUGACCUGCGGGAGCAGCUUCGCCAUCAUCUACUUCAUCACCUUCUACAUGCUCUGCGCCUUCCUGAUCAUUAACCUGUUUGUGGCUGUCAUCAUGGACAACUUUGACUAUCUGACCCGUGAUUGGUCAAUUCUGGGGCCACAUCACCUUGAUGAGUUUAAGAGGAUUUGGUCAGAAUAUGACCCAGAGGCCAAAGGCAGAAUAAAACAUCUUGAUGUAGUGACGUUGUUACGCCGUAUUCAGCCUCCUCUCGGCUUCGGAAAACUCUGUCCUCAUAGAGUUGCCUGCAAGAGGCUAGUGGCUAUGAACAUGCCCCUGAACAGUGACGGCACGGUCAUGUUUAACGCAACACUGUUUGCUCUCGUGAGAACCGCAUUGAAAAUCAAAACAGAAGGUAACCUAGAACAAGCGAACGAAGAGCUCCGAGCUGUGAUUAAGAAGAUCUGGAAGAGAACAAGCAUGAAGCUUCUGGAUCAAGUGGUUCCCCCUGCUGGUGAUGAUGAGGUAACGGUGGGGAAGUUCUAUGCCACUUUCCUGAUACAGGACUACUUUAGGAAAUUCAAGAAACGCAAAGAGGAAGGCCUGGUGGGAGUUCAUCCAGCACAGAACAACACGGCCAUCGCACUGCAGGCUGGCCUUCGUACGCUGCAUGACAUUGGGCCAGAAAUCCGCCGCGCGAUAUCAUGUGACCUGCAGGAUGAUGAGCUAGUAGACUUUAUACCAGAGGAGGACGAAGAAAUUUAUAGGCGAAAUGGAGGACUCUUCGGCAACCACAUCAACCACAUAAAUGGAGACCCCCGGAGGAGCUCUGGCCACCAAACAAACGCCACACAGCGCCCCCUGCAGGUGCAGCCGCCCCCACAUUACGUCCACAUGGAGCAGCCCGUGGGGCGUCUGGGUCGCGCCAAUGCCAUGGCACAGCAAAACCAUCAUCGUCACCACCACCAUCAUCAUCACCAUCAUCAUCAUCACAACAACUCCUACAACAAAUCACCCAAGUCCACCAACAUCAACCUCAACAACGCCAACGUGUCCAGUUUACCCAAUGGUGGACACAAUCGCUACUAUGAACAUGCUCCCGCUAACGGCUACCCAGGAUCAUAUUAUGGAGAAUACGACAAGCCCAGGACCCCUCAUGGGCAAAGAAGGCGCUACUAUGAGACAUAUAUUAGGUCGCAGGGCAGCGACAGAAGACGACCCACGAUACGCCGCGAAGAGGAGUAUGAAGAAGAUCGCUACUCUGGAGAGUAUUACAGCGGAGAGGAGUUUUAUGAAGACGACAGCAUGCUAUCGGGUGAUAGGUACCCCAACAGUGACCAGGAGUACGAGACGCCGCGGGGUUACCAUCAUCCUGACAGUUACUAUGAAGAUGAUGAGCAGCCCCUUUAUCACGAUUCACACAGGUCACCAAAGAGAAGACUGCUUCCUCCAACACCGCAAGGUAAUCGGAGACCGUCGUUCAAUUUUGAGUGUCUGCGCAGACAAAGCAGUCAAGAUGAUCUUCCUCACCAGCGAACUGCUCUUCCGUUACAUCUCAUGCAACACCAGGUGAUGGCAGUGGCGGGUCUGGACUCUAGCAGGGCUCACAGGCUUUCCCCAACUCGAUCUACCAGAUCAUGGGCUUCACCUCCUCCAACUCCUGCAAGUAAAGACCGGACGCCGUACUACACACCGCUCAUCCGCGUGGACCGUCCUCUGAGAGACAGCGCCAGCAGCAGCCAUUCAUCCAUCAGGAAGAGCUCAUGGUACACAGAUGACCCCGAGUACCAGCAGAGGAACUUCUCACCCAUUCACCUGCAGGUCCCACCCGAGUACAGGAACCAGUACCUGCAGAAGAGAGGCAGUGCUACCAGCCUAGUGGAGGCGGUCUUGAUAUCAGAAGGACUGGGUCGAUACGCCAAGGAUCCAAAAUUUGUGGCCGCCACAAAGCACGAGAUCGCGGACGCGUGCGAGAUGACCAUUGACGAAAUGGAAAGCGCCGCCAGCCAUCUUCUGAACGGCGGCAUCACACCAGUAGUCAACGGCGUCAAUGUGUUUCCCAUUCUGGGCCACAGAGACUACGAGCUACAGGACGUCUCGGCGAGCUACAGCGAUGAGGAGCCCGAACCCGAGCCCAGACCGCGCUACGAGGAGGACCUGGCAGAUGAAAUGAUAUGCAUUACCACUUUAUAGCACCUGGUUGGCUAAAAACUGAUUUAGCAAAACAAACAAAUAUAAAGUUUAUUUAUUGGCUUACUACCUAAAGAAGUGCCUUCACAGCAGAGCAGAAAGGCACCACAGGAACGGACGCAUCGCCGCCGCCACCGGGGGAGGACCGCUUGAACUUUCGUUGGCUGCUUGUACCGUCACUCCAGGAAACGGACCAAUGAGCAGCAAGCCGAGGUAACCGGGGGCAGUUCCAAGGUGAUGACAAUCAGAACGAAUAUGUCAUUACCUCAGUCACUUUAUUAAGGGUUUUGCAUAUCAAGCACGUUGCAAGCUCAAUGCAAGCUAAGUAUGGCAUAUCCCUCCACAAAGGCUUUAGUUUCGGCCCGUACGAUUCUUUUUUAGUAAGGUUUUAGGUCAAGCGCAUAUUUUAGAGAACAAAAGCUAAGUCUACACUAACACUGGUUUACAAUAAGGAUAUCAUGCAGGAUUUUCACGAGGAGUUCAGCAUUUUGCGUUGAAUGCACUAGCAGACAGGUUAUUUUUUUAAUUUAGGAUAGCCUGUUUGAUAUUUCAUAAUAUGCUGUAAAUGACUUGUAAUAUAUAUAGAGCAAAAGACAACUUUGUAAAGAGACGUUCUAUAUUUUGUAAUUAUGUACUGUACAAAAACAAAAAAGUCAGCAAUAUUAAUCCUAAUUGAUGUUAACUGCAUUACGUAAAAGACUACGAAAUUCGGUGUUAUUUUAAUAGGUACUGUACUUUAUUAAAUUCUUUGCCUUUAUUCUUUGCUCAUAUGCAUUCUUACUCGUUUGUGAAAAGUAUAGAACAAAAAAAGCCAAUUUUCUAUGAGGUUAUGUCUGUGACACACCCGCACAAGAUAUGCAAGAUGUUUUUCUCAGUGUCUGUUUCAUUACCGGCGUAGUGUUUCCUUCGAAAUCAACGGCAUGG